AGCUAUAUUGGUCGUAAUGUUUACAGUGUUACUUCGUAUUUGAGCAGCGGAUUUUAUAAGGAAAUAAGUAUAAAUAUCGAAAUCGGCUUCAAAGUGAAAGUAGGCCGACAUUCAGAUUCAAUAGAUCAUGUUGACAUUUUACAUAUAGUUAACUAUUAUUGUUAUGUUUGGUCGUAGCAACGUUGUUGUCAUUCAUCGAUCCAUGCAAAGCUGACAGUGACGAAGUCAAUUGGUUGGUCUGGUGGUGGCGCUGGGUCACGCCAAGUCUAAAUUACACAUUUCAAAUUCAGUGGACUGCUGAGGACAGUGGAGUGGCACGAACGAAGCCGGCUGUGUUAUCAGUGUUGUACAUCAUAUGACUGUGACGUUGGUCUUAAUGGCACUUCAAUAAUUUAAGCAUCAUUACUCAUAAGACAUAAGACCACCUUUGGCCUUGAAAUAAAAAAGAAACUAGUCUCACUAGUGUUGUUGCACAUUUUUAAGAGCUGACAGGUUUAUGCAGGUCUUAUAAAUAUUGACUUGACUUGCCUUACAUAUCCUCAACUCUCGACCUACACACUGUCACUGUGGUUUCAGAUCAUCAUUAAGCCUAAAUUUAAUUUGAUUGAUUCAACGAUAACAUUGAUUGGAUUUAGGCUACAUCAAGUAUCAAAAUAAACAUUUUAACUAAUAUGGUAGGCAUAAUUAUCUAAUAUUAUUAUUGUUAAAAAUACUUUCAUUUUUUUUUUUUAUUAUCAGACAGCGGCCUAAUUAAUAAGGCAAUAAUAGCAUAGAGCUUUUAAUUUUUAUAAAAUAUAUUUAAUAAGCCAAGCCCAGCAAAAAGACUAAUGAUUAGGCUACAUGAGCUGACUUAAACUUAAUACUUACUUUACAUUUUAUGUUUAAGACUAAGUUUAGUAAUUAAAGUAGAAUCAUUUUUAGUUCCUGAGGCAAUUGAUGGGGUACCCAUACAAAAUAAUUAUAUUUUCAAAAUUUCAAAGUUAAGCUGUUCCUUUUUUUUUAUAAAUACAUACUGGUAUGCAUUUAAUUUGAUAAAGUAAAAUCAUAUUUUAGGUUUAGCACAAUAAAUCAUUAAAUAAAUUAGAAUUUAAAUAUCAUAUUUUUUAUGUCUUAUGUUUAAAAAAAAUGUUUUAUUUUAUUUUAUAAAUUUUUUAAAGAAUUAACUUGUCAAGUCCAAGCAACCUAAAAUAAAUACUGGCAUCAUCUAAAAUAAAUUUCAUUUAUUUUUAACUGUAAUUUAAUUUUAAUGAAUUGUAUUAGUAUUAGAGCAUAAAUUUAAGGUCCAGGCUCCAGCAAUGUUUUGUCGUUUACGGCACUAUUCAAUUCAUGGUCUAUUUGGGUGACUUGCGAAGUAAUUAAAAUCCAUAUUAUUAAUUUAAAAUUCUUUACUAAGUCUCCUCAAAAUGUUACUAUAUAAUUAUCAGUAAUAUCAGUAAUCUUAUUUUUCACAAAAUAUACAUACCGUAGUGGUACCCUUGUCACAUAUUGUAUUUUCACAAAUUCAUGAUCCCCCCCCCCCCUCCUUAUCAUGUUUAAGUUAUUAUUUUACACAAAAUAUACAUACCGAAGUGGUACCCAUGUCACAUAUUGUAUUUUCACAAAUUCAUGAUCCCCCCCCCCCCCUCCUUAUCAUGUUUAAGUUAUUAGUUUAGAGUUUAAGUUAUCAAUAACAAGAGAUUUAGAAGUAGGCUUUUGUCUACAAUCAUUCAUCAAUCACUAUAACUAUAAAUUUAGUAACAAAUCACUAUAAACUAUAAAUUGUAAAUUUAAUAACUUUAUAUUUCAAUUUUUAUAAAUAAGUUUUUCUUUUUUUUUCUUUUCUGUUCAGGCUGUAACUAGAGAGAAAGUCUUAGCCACGGCCAAAGAUUUCUUGUCGUUUAUCAAUAAGUCUCCUUCACCAUUUCAUGGUAGGUUUUAACGUUAAAGAAGAAUUCAAUUAUGUCUUAAUGAAAACAGUUUGGAAGUUACAUUUACCGCUUACUUUUGUUAAAAUGCGUGUGAAGCUGUUAAUAAUUUUGUGUUGCAUAGUCAUAAAUUCUUUUUUAUAGCCGUAGAUGAAGUGAAGAGAGCUCUGGUUUCCAGCGGUUUUAAAGAGUUGAAAGAGUCUGACAGUUGGAAGAUAGCACCAUUGCAGAAAGUAGGCAUUUUAUUUUUAGUUUUGUCCAAUUUUUAUUUUGGGUGGGGGAGGAUGGUGGUGGUGGUAGUGGGGGGAGGGGUUAUACUCUGUCUCUUUAAACAAUUUGAACAUAACUCUAUUUAAGUUUAAACGUGGCAGCUUAUAGGGCCUCUCAACAAAGUUCUAAUGAUAUUUUUUGGGGACCUUAGCAUAUUAAUAUUAGUGAAAGAAAAUCAUAAAACAGGCCUAAUAAUCUUGUUAUCUUAACUUCUCAGUAACCUGGCUAUCAAAAUAAUAAUAAUAUUUACCCUACUCACAGGGGAAAGUUCAGGGGAUAAAAUAAUUAACAAUGAAGUAUGGGUAAAAGAGAGUACAAGGCUUAAUAAUUUUUUUCAAAAAUUAGAUUUUUCUUACGGUACAUUGAAUACCGGUACAACUCUAUAGUCAGCUGUUGUCAAUAUUGUUUUCAUUUAAAUUCUCAACAGUAUUUUGUCACCAAAAACCAAUCGACCAUUAUCGCCUUUGCCGUGGGUGGCAAAUACCGACCCGGUAAUGGCUUCAGCAUUGUUGGUGCCCACACGGACAGCCCUUGCCUAAGGGUAAGCACUGUGGUCUUUAUACUUUGUCUCAUGCACGCAUCUUAGUUGAGCUUAGUUUGUCACCAGGACAACAGAGUUGAUACUACUACAGCGUUUGAUGCAUAAGGCUAGGAUAGAUAAAAAGUACCGGUAAUUUGUAGUUUAUAAGGACUAGGAGGAAACACACUGGUAAAAAUGUGUAUGUACUUCAUUACCAUUAAUAUGUUUGUUUGUAUAUAUGAGGGUGGUGGUGGGGGGUGGUGCUGCUAUUUGUUUUGAUGUCCUCAUAUGAUGUUAGGAUAUUAAUCUUAAGGCAAAAAAAUAUAUUGAACAUAGCCAAUGAGUGAUAUGUAGAUUAAAGUGUCUGUAGACAAUAAAUAGACAAUUAGUAAUUAAUUAGUAGACAGUAAAUCAUAUUUCAGGUCUGUUUAGAGUUUAGAAAGUUUAAAUACUAAUUUAUUCCCAAAAUGACUGACAGCGAAAAAGCUCAGCUAGACUAGAAUGUCGUAAGUUAUAUUCAUGGGAUAAUCUUCAUUACCCGGUAUCAGUAAGAUUGAACAACCUUGUUUACUUCAUCAUGACAACUUGGCACUGUCAUUUAUUCUUGCAAGAUAAAUGUUCUCACAUAGCAUCUUACAGGCCAUGAUGUGAGAUUAUUUACAAAUAAGGACAGUGGCACUGAGUGGAGAGGGGAUGAUGAAAGUGUCAGUAUGACAUAAGACCAACAAUCUGAGGGUCCCCCUCUGACGUAGGGGUGGGGGAAUGGAGAUAUGUCUUUGCAUUACUCAAAUAGUUUUUUACAGCAGCUGUAUCUUGAUUAAUAUACAAUACCAUGCUCAAGAUACAAGUUAUAAGAUAAAAGUUAACCUAGUGUCACAGACAUGUCAGCUCUUACAGAAAAUUUGUGUUCAUCAAUUAGGUCAAGCCUGUUUCCAACAAGGUCAAGCAGGGAUUCUGUCAGCUUGGAGUCGAAUGUUACGGUGGGGGUAUCUGGAGCACCUGGUUCGACAGGGAUUUGACAGUGGCAGGGCGAGUGCUGGUUAAAGAUAAGGUAAAUAGUUGUGGCAGUGCUGGUUAAAGAUAAGGUAAAUAGUUGUGGCAGUGCUGGUUAAAGAUAAGGUAAAUAGUUGUGGCAGUGCUGGUUAAAGAUAAGGUAAAUAGUUGUGGCAGUGCUGGUUAAAGAUAAGGUACCGUAUAUAGUUGUGGCAAUGCUGGCUAUAGAUGAGGUUCAUAGUAAUGUUUAUGAAACUCUAUAGAAUUAUCAGAGCCUCCAGGAAACUGUUAUAUUUUAAUUCCUGUAAAACUGUGUAUGCCUCUACACUUUUGUUUCUGCUUAGGCAGCCCCUUCACUUAUUUAAUUUUUUUUAAUGAUUUUUUUUUACUUUCCACACAUUUUAUUUUUUUUUAAAUCACAUACCUGUAAUUCCAAUAAGUUUAGAUGUACAUUUUUUCUCCCCUCCUUGGCCGUCUCUUGACCAAGUAGUAGAUCCCUCCUCAGUUAUGGAUAACUAACCAGGACUGGUGGGAAUGCCAAGUAUUUAAUAUUUGGGUGGGGGUUAACCCUUAGUAAAAAAAAAAUCCCAACCAAUGACUUGUCAGUCUAUGCAAAGAGCCGUAAUCCUGACAGUUCGUCUACUGUUGCCAACAUAAGUUUAAACAAAAUUUGAAUUAAAAAAAAAAAAUCAUUUUAUAAAUUUUUCAUGAUUAUUUAUUUUAAAAUUGAGUGAUUGUAAAAUAAAUUUAAGUAAGAAAUUUUUAAUUUCAGUUUUAAAAAAGAUGCAAUAAAUCUGGACAAUUUAAAAGAAAAAUUUUAUAAUUUUCCUAUAUAAUGUGAAGAACCCACAGCUCAGUUCUAGUUUUGUCCAGAGGUCACUAACAUUUAGUUGCACCAGUGCGAGAUAAGAACUCGGGGAUCAUAACUGAUCAUUUUAUAAUGACAGAGUGAUGACAGCAUCAGUCACCAACUGGUCCACAUUCCACGUCCCAUUCUCAGGAUACCUCACUUGGCCAUUCACCUUCAACGAGACAUCAACGACAGCUUUGGUCCCAACAAGGAAACCCACUUGUAAGUCAUGUGUUGGUCAGUUUGAAAUAUGUUUCUAUGAGGUAGAUUGAGAGGGGGGGGGGGGUGGAUUCAGUUAGUCACAAAGUAAUUUAAUUACAAUAUGGAAUAUGUGCUAGCAUCCAUAUGGAAUAUGUGCUACCAUUCCAGGUAAUAAGCUGCUGUCCCAUGUAGUAUAUGGGCUACAUCCAAUAUAGAAAUAAGCUAUCAUCCCAUGCAGAAAUGUGCUACCAUGCCAUGUAGAAUAUGUGCUACCAUCCCAAUGUGAAUAUGAUUUUUCAAGAGUUUCUCUACUUGAUCUUAACGAACAUUCGCCUUGUAUUAUCAUUUCCAGAUGCCCCAUUCUGGCAACUUGCUUGGAAGCCGAGCUCCAGGGGGAUAAGUUGUCAGCCUCCACCUCAUGUAGCGAUGGCACCGAGAGUGUAGUUUCCCAGGUGAAUUCUCAGAUAGUGAUAGCAAAAACGUCAUCGUCCUACAAAACACUUGUUUUAUACUAGGAUAAAUUUAUUGAUGAAUACCGUAAUAGAACUGCGCAGAGAAGAUUGAUGGUCACUGACAAAGGAUGAUAGUGAAUUCUAAAGUCAGGCAAAUUUAGUGUCGGAUAACGAUAAAUCAGCUGUCCCUAUCGUUCCAGACACAAUGUGUCAAAUGCGAAAAAGUAAUAAAAAAUCACCUCUGCCUGUUGAUAAGUCUGUUGUUUUAACUCAUCAACGUUGAUACCUGACAAACACCCGUGUCAGUAGCUAUGCUGUAGAGAUCAAUGUACCGUAUAUAAAUACAACAUGCUAGCCUAGCGACAUAAGUUGCAUACUAUUGUUCAAACAAGAGUGUUUUUUUUUAAUCCAUUUUGGUUAACUUUUUGUAUUACAUGACCCCAGGCAGCCAAGCAUCCACCUACUUUGGUGAAACUUGUAUGCCAGGAGCUGAACAUUGAACCCAGCCAGAUGUUGGACUUUGAGCUUUGUCUGGCAGACACGCAGCCCGCGGUAAGAUUUUGUGAACUGUUGCCGUCAGAGCAGCUGAGAUUUAUCAGUUUAGUCAGAGAUUUAUCAGUUUGGUUAGAGAUUUAUCAGUUUGGUUAGAAGAGGUCACCAUAAAAUGUUCAAAUUUAUGGUAAAAUCAACAAUAAAGUGUGUCUGGAUAAAUUAGAAUUGUGGCAUGGUUAGUAGUUUUAUCAUCCAUCUAGAACAGGGUUCGGCAACCCAAGGUACAGGUGCCAGAACUGGCAGGCAAAACUUAUAUUCAACUGCCAACUCUAGAUCAAAAAAAAUUUUUUACUAAAAUUUUGAGUCUUAAAUUUAUACUUAUAUUAUAUAAUGUUGUUCGUGAGUAUUGAGCAUAAUGAAUUAGAAAUCCUACUUCUGCACACCAUUAUCAAAUGGUUGCUAACUAGAACUAGUUUGCUGCUACAGGCCCAGUAGAAUGUGUACGGGGCUGACCCAUAACUAAAAAUCAUGCCUCAAAAAGGGCAGUUAGAGCUUUUCUCAGCUGAUUGGCAUAACUUACAAGCUUUACUCUUUUAUUUAUAGAGCUCUCAUUUUACUGUACGCUUUUAUAGAGCUCUCAUGUUAUUGUAUGCUCUUAUAGAGUUCUCAUGUUUCUGUGUGCUCUUAUAGAGUUCUCAUGUUAUUGAUGGCUCUUGUGGUAGUAGAGCUCUCAUGUAACUGUAUACUCUUGUAGAGUUAUCAUGUUACUGUAUGCUCUGCCAGUUUUUAACUGGUUGAAAUCAAUCCUGUAGAGCAGACUUUUUAAAUAACUUUUUCAAAGAAUGUUUAAACAUUUCUUUUUCUUUCUGAUGUGCACUGUAGUUCUUUAUUUUCCCUUGUCAUGUAUAUGAGUAGAUAAUUUAUAUAUUGAUCUGAAACUUUCCGCUAAACUUAUUCAGACACUAGGAGGCGCCUAUGAAGAAUUCUUAUUUUCCCCUCGACUGGACAAUUUGUUUAACGCCUACGCUGCGUAUCAGGUAAUAAUUUUUUUUAUAACUUUAAUUUUUUACAAUAAUUUUGAACAAUUUUUGGCCAAUGUUGAGGAGACAAUUUAAAAAGAAAUUUUGUAUUAUUAUUAUUAACAUGUUUUGGUUUUUUUUUAAUUCAGAAGGUUAAAUUUUAGUGCAUGGCAUUUUGUUGCAGGGUUUGCUGUUGUCUUUACAAGAUGAAAGCCUGGAGACCGAUCCCAAUGUCCGCAUGAUCAGCCUUUUUGAUAACGAAGAGGUGGGUGAAGGGUUAUAUGUUGCCGAAGGAAUUAAAUAGUGGAAGCUGACGAUGUGUUGCUAUGAGGAAUGAAAUGGUGGAAGUUGACGAUGUGUUGCUAUGAGGAAUUAAAUGGUGGAAGUUGACGAUGUGUUGCUAUGAGGAAUUAAAUGGUGGAAUUUGACGAUGUGUUGCUAUGAAGAAUGAUAUGGUAGAUGUUGUUGGAGAGAUACUGGGGUGGGGGGGGGGGGGGGUUCAAUAUAAUUCAUUCAUAUAUAAUUUUUUUUUUAAGUACCGGUAUCGUAUGUGAAAAAAAUGAGUAAUAAAUAUAUAUAGUUGUACCACACAAUUAUAAAUGGACCAAAACUAAUACUUCUUCAACAACUUAUAGCUCACUAACCAGAAGAGAUACCUUCCAACUUUAAAAAAUAACAACACAUAAUAUUAAUAUUGUUAAAACCACUAUAAAAGGGAUUCAAUAUUAUGGACCACAAUUAGGCUAUUUUAGCGGGGUUCCACUGUAAUGAUCACAUACAAUAUAGAUGAUUAAACUUGAAUUAAUAAUUUAUGACAAAUAAUUGUUCAUUAUAUCUCUUAACCUGUCUUCACUCAUCGUUUUUUAAAACCAUUGUCCAUUAGCCAUCUUCAUCAAUAAGACCUCACCAUGUUACCGGUAUCACAAUGUUUCUCAGCACAGUGCUUUGUUACUGUGUUACUCAUUAUGCUGAGCUCUGUUAACACCUGUGCAACCGUAUGUUUUCUGUUCAUCAGGUGGGUUCUGAGAGCGCCCAGGGUGCCGGCUCCAUGUUCCAGGAAAUCAUCAUGCGUCGCAUUAGCGCUGACCGUGACCACAUUGUGGCCUUCGAAGAGUCCAUAGCCAAGUCUUAUAUGGUCAGUGCUGACCAGGCGCACGGCUGUCAUCCCAACUAUGCGUAAGAGUUUUCAUUUAGCUUCAGCUGGUGCCUUGCAUGAGUCUGGAUUAAAUUUUAGAUGUAUCCAGUAGAUAAAUAAGCACAGCCAUUUAAUUCCUUAAGCUGAAAGAGAUUUGAUAUCCUCCAAACUGAACACUCUUUGGUGUUACUAGAAACUUUUACUCUUUGAGCAUUUCAUUUUUUUUUUUUUAAACUUUAUUUGUUGGUGUUAUUGAUAUACUUUUAGUUGGACUUUAGCCUGAAAAUUUAGGAUAGGAAGGCAGGGAUGCAACAGUCUUCAAGAAUAGAUUUCUGCAGUCAUAACUUUUUUUAAUUUCAACUUUAUACACGGUAAAUUAUAAUUAUAGGUUAUUGAGAUUUUUUAAAAGUUAUUUAUUAUCUCCUACCUUUAAUAUCUCGUAAUGUCAUAAAAUUAUUAUGUACCCGAUACAUUUAUCAGCAUUUUAAUCAGCGUCGCAAAAUGAUGACAUCCCCUUACUAGGUGGCUGAUUUGGGUUCUGAUCAUUAAUAAUUAUUACUUCAUUCACUUUUCUUUUUACUCAAUCUGUGUAUUAUCUUAAUCCCAUCACGCCAGGGAAGUCUGAAUGAAUUGUAAGUCAAAUUACCUUCAGUGAAGCAGUCAUAUUACCUUCAUUGAAGUUUGAAUGUAUUGACAGUCAUAUUACCUUCACUGAAGUUUGAAUGUAUUGACAGUCAUAUUACCUUCAUUGAAGUUUAAAUGUAUUGACAUUCAUAUUACCUUUAGUGGCGUCAUUUCAACACCUUUACUUUCCUCAGGGAGAAACACGAGUCAAACCAUCAGCCAGAGUUGCACAAGGUAAGGGGUAAUCUCAUAGUUUAACAAAGGAAUGGUAAUCUCAUAGUUUAACAAAGGAAAGGUAAUGUCAUAGUUUAACAAAGGAAAGGUAAGGUCAUAGUUUAACAAAGGAAAGGUAAUGACCACAACAUUCUAUCAUAUAGAACCAAGGCCCCCAACCUAUGCAGCCUUUAUAAUUAUGCCUGCCAUGGAUUGUUUUAGAGAUAAUAAUAUAAAAAAUUAUACUUGCUGCCCUCAUAAGUGUUGUCGAUUUCUCAAUGUUAACAAUUUAAAACAUUUUCUUGUUUGACCUGUAACUGGAGGGUUUCUCUGAUGUAGAGUAUAUAUGUAUUUCUCAGCGUAACUUUAUUUAAAUUAAAAUUAAUUCAAGUAAAUUUAUAUUACCGGUAUGUAUUUAUUACUUUCCUGGCCUAUUUCUUUUUUAUUUUAAAAAAAAUUAUAUUACCUGGCAGCAGCCCAUAACUGAGUAAAGAGGUCAAGCUGACCCCAAACGGGACAUUGAAAUUGUAUGUUUAAGUUUAUAUUAUUCUUUAAUAUAUUCCCCAAAAGGAGAGAAUGCCAAGGUUGUAACGUAACGUUUAGGGUGGGUGGGGGUGUCAAUGGAUCUGGCCCAGAACAUUUCUGUGGUCUGCCUGUACCAGUGAUAUGCAAAUAGGAAUUUUAUCCCAUGAUCAAUAAAUCCAUUGUAUUUCCCAUUUCUUAAAUCCAGGGUAUUGUGAUAAAAUUCAACUCCAACCAGAGGUACGCCACUACAGGUAUAACUGCCACCAUCCUCAGACAAAUAGCCAAGAAAGUUAGUGUGCCUCUACAGGUAAGGAAUAUCACGUUUGUUUGUUUCACAACUCGGCUGCAUAGCAUUUUGAAUUGUGGUAGUUAAAAAAUGUUUUAGCAGUUACAUUGUGUUGGGAACAACUGACAAGUAAUAUUGGCAAAAAGAAACAUGAUCCUUUAGUUGUUUAGUCGUUACUAUAUAUAGUGUAUGGCAUAAAAUACCGGUAUAUUAUAUAAAGUGUAUUAUAAAAAAUAUAUAAAGUGUAUUAUAUAAAUCAUAUAAAGUGUUUAAAUAUAAAAUAUAUAGUGUAUGGCAUAAAAUAUAAUAUAUAAAGUGUAUUAUAUAAAAUAUAUAAAGUGUAUUAUAUAAAUCAUAUAAAGUGUUUAAAUAUAAAAUAUAUAGUGUAUGGCAAAAAAUAUAUUAUAUAAAGUGUAUUAUAUAAAGUGUAUUAUAUAAAAUAUAUAUAGUGUAUGGCAUAAAAUAUAAUAUAUAAAGUGUAUUAUAUAAAAUAUAUAUAGUGUAUUAUAUAAAUCAUAUAAAGUGUUUAAAUAUAAAAUAUAUAGUGUAUGGCAUAAAAUAUAAUAUAUAAAGUGUAUUAUAUAAAAUAUAUAUAGUGUAUUAUAUAAAUCAUAUAAAGUGUUUAAAUAUAAAAUAUAUAGUGUAUGGCAAAAAAUAUAUUAUAUAAAGUGUAUUAUAUAAAAUGUUUUAUGUAAAGCAAUUAUUUUCAAGUAAGGUUUUGUUCAUAGAACCUAUUUGAAAAAAAUCUCAGAAAUCCUGCUCCAAAUUACCCUAACCAUGAACAAUAUUAAAGCCUUAAUGUAUUCACUUCUCUUACAGGAUUUUGUAGUUCGGAAUGACUCUACUUGUGGCUCAACGAUUGGUCCAAUAAUGUCGGCUAAGCUUGGAAUGCAGACCAUAGAUGUGGGGGCGCCACAGUUUGCCAUGCAUUCCAUCAGAGAAACAGGGGCCACAACUGAUGUUGUACAUGCGGUUAAGCUGUUUGAGGUAUGCCACGAAUGUUGGUCUUUAAGGUGUCUUAUGAUAAGCUUGUGCCGUAAUUGCAUGCAUUACCGGACAGGUUUAAAAAAAAAAAUCAUAUUUUAGUUUUUUACUAAAUUUUUGGCAUGUCUUCUUUUUGUUCGAAAUAUUGAUCACAAGUUAUGUGAUUGACCUAAGUAUUGAAACGUGGAUAGAGGAAGCCACUAAAAUGUUUCCUAGUAAAAUGUUGAUAAAUUUUAAAAAACUUACUACUUCUAACACAGCAAGAACUAAUUUAAGAAGACUCUAAAGUGUACCCAGAUUCAAUAUUUAACUAAAAGUGACUAUUAAAAAAAAAAUUCUUUCUUUUUGCAUAUCGGCUAUUUACAGGACUGUGUGGAUCACUCAUAAAAGCAUAAUGAAAAUUUUAUUGAAUUUGCUCACAAAAUACAGUGAACUCUUACAAGAAUGUUUAUUUUUUUGUCAACAGGGUUUUUUCCGCUUCUAUCCUGAAAUACAGUCGUCUCUCAAAUUCUGAGCACAGUAUUUAUCCCGAUAGGUUACAUGUUACCAGUGUUAAGUUUUCAGCUCCUUAAUUUCGAUUGCCUUCAAUCAAGUCGAGGUAAAUUUUAUAAUCAGUUUAAUAUUUUAUUUAGGCUCCCUAUGAAAAGUUUGAUGUGAAGAUUUUUUUUUUUUAAGUUCUUUUUUCAAAGAAAAAAUAUGUUUCUCAUAAACUUUAUUGGAAAAUAGCGUGAGGGCAUGGUCAAUGAUUUGCAAAUGUUACUGCUAAGUGCAGGAUAGGGAUUAUGAUAAACUAAGAUCUAAAUUGCAAGCUUUUAUGUUGUGUGGUGGAGUCACAAACCUUUUGUAACGCCACCCUAAUAGCUUAGUUAGUCUUGACUUGAUGUAUCUAAAUGAAAUUUUGGUUUUUCUCCAUAAGACAAAGAAUAUUGUAGAAAACAAUUUGUAAGGAUAAACAACCUAGAAAAUGAGAUUUUUAAUCUCUUUGUGUAAGUUAUGCUAAAUUUUUAUCGCUAAAUUUUUAUCAUUUAAUUACUGGUUUGUCUUUAUAGAAGUGCUUAUGUGUAAAAAAAAAUGUGUUCUUAGGUAUAAAAUCAAGAGUUUACUUUAUUCAUUUGUUACAAGAAUCCCAUUUUGAAUUAUUUAUUUCUUGUGGCCUGUGUGGUAUAAUGCCUUGACAUUUAAUAAAGUAUAGUUUUAAUGAGAUGUCUUUCUUCUUUCUUUGUAAUAAUGAUAGUUCUGCAUACUGAUCUACUGGCCCUGUAUCAGCUUCAAGUGUAAUAAUAGUCAUUCUAAACAAAUUUAAUAUUAAACCAAGCAACAAAUCUUCGUAUUGUGUAGACAAAGUGUAUGAUCGUUCAAUAAAUAGGAAUAGAUUGUGUAGACAAAGUGUA
Messenger RNA from Lymnaea stagnalis (great pond snail), 11859 nucleotides. The record is from the annotation of a GenBank genome assembly. NCBI's taxonomy places the organism in Eukaryota, Metazoa, Mollusca, Gastropoda, Lymnaeidae.